AACUGCGACCCCAUAUAUGUGAACAUUGUGGCAAAUCGUAUUCUGUGAAGCACGGUUUGCGAGGACACAUUAAAUCUGUCCAUUCGAAUGAGCGACCUCAUGAAUGCAAAUACUGUGAGAAAACCUUUUCUCGGUUGGUUAGGCUCCGAGUCCACGAGAUGUCUAUUCACUUGAAGCAACGACCCUAUGCGUGUGAGCACUGUGGCAGAUCUUUUUCGGAUAAAAGCAAUUUACAAAGGCACCUCAGAACUGUUCAUUCGGAUGUUGGACACUCAGCUUCGAAUGGUAACACGGUUGCAGAAGUAGCAUUGGAGCAGGAGAGCAAGGUACAAGUCCCUUCAUAAUGUGGCGAUGGCCUUCAAUACAUGCGGCGGGAUUGGAACGCUGUUGGUCAGUACUAUGGUUUCCCAAUGUGAAUGGACACGGGCGGCAAUGCGACGUUUACGUGCAUGUUGCUCUUUACUGACCGAGUAAUUGACCCGAUGAAUGUGCAUACAGCUCGCUUGGAAACCCCCUCUGUAUUUGACUUCCACCGCAAUCCUUUGUUAGUACUUCAAGUUUAUGUGUACUUUUGUAUGUAAUUUUAACUUCUGUGUACCAGUAAAAACCCCUUUGAGUUAUCC
Molecule: messenger RNA, 623 nt
Organism: Dicrocoelium dendriticum
Lineage: Eukaryota; Metazoa; Platyhelminthes; Trematoda; Plagiorchiida; Dicrocoeliidae
Source: the annotation of a GenBank genome assembly